Populus nigra (black poplar) is the source of this 2137-nucleotide messenger RNA. RefSeq lists its product as uncharacterized. The record is from RefSeq and is a predicted model, not a curated record. The transcript has 14 exons. Gene Ontology annotation, biological process: translational initiation. Gene Ontology annotation, molecular function: tRNA binding; mRNA binding; protein binding. Lineage: Eukaryota; Viridiplantae; Streptophyta; Magnoliopsida; Malpighiales; Salicaceae. The coding region runs from base 202 to 1740 and encodes 512 amino acids. Gene Ontology annotation, cellular component: cytosolic small ribosomal subunit.
GUUUUUUUAAAUGAGAACGAGGGGCUAACCUAUAACAAGCGUCCACUCUCAAGCAAUCACUUCCUCCGACGCCGUUACUAGGUACUGCGAUCCCACUCCAUUUCUUGCAGCUGGCGGUCCACAGAAAUACAAUUCCGGCUACUCACUUCCCAAGUUAAGGUGGGAUUUUAUCUGAGCGGUCUUUAGUUGGUUAUAUAAGUUAUGGCAGCUAAGGACACUGCACCUUCCUUGGAGAUUUUAGUUAGAGGACCAGAAGGGUGUUUUGUGUGGAAUGGGCCACCAUUUGGGAAUGGUGAACCAAGUGUUAAGCUUGAGAGAGUUCCUUGUAGUCGUGCAAAGUUUAGUGAAGAUGGGUCUAGGCUUCUGGUGAUGAAAAGUGAUUUUGUUAUUAGUAUCUAUGAUUGCAGUAGCUUUAAGGAGAUUAAAUCUUUCCAAGUUCCCAAUGUUCUAGCUGCUGUGUUGUCACCUUGUGGGACUUAUCUUCAGACUUUUCAGAAAUCAUCGACACCACAGGAUAAGAAUCUGGUUUUGUGGAAGAUAGAGAGUGGUGAUUCUGUUUAUCAGCAAUUCCAAAAGAACAUGACAAAGACCACGUGGCCCUCGAUCCGAUUAAGUUCUGAUGAAGCUGUUGCAUGUCGGAUGGCAACAAAUGAAAUACAAUUUUUCGAUCCCAAAGAUUUCUCUAAAGGAAUUGUUCACCGCAUAAGGGUUCCUGGGGUAGCUGCUGUUGAGCUUUCAAUGGUGCCAGGGUCUCAUGUGGCAGCAUUUAUCCCAGAGUCUAAGGGUGUUCCAGCCAGUGUUCAGAUAUUUGCUUGUGGGAAAGAAAUGCAAAGUCAGCCUGUUGCUCGAAGGAGCUUUUUCCGAUGUGAUACAGUGCAACUGAAAUGGAAUCGUGGUUCUACCGGGCUUCUGGUGGUCGCGCAAUCAGAUGUUGACAAGACCAAUCAAAGUUAUUAUGGAGAGUCCAAGCUGAACUACCUUACAACCAAUGGGUCCCAUGAGGGGCUGGUACCUCUACGUAAAGAGGGGCCAAUUCACGAUGUUCAGUGGUCAUGUUCUGGUUCAGAGUUUGCUGUUGUUUAUGGAUUUAUGCCUGCAAGCGCAACAUUGUUUGAUAAGAAGUGCCAUCCUCUACUUGAGCUUGGAACGGGCCCUUACAAUACUGUCCGAUGGAACCCAAAAGGGAAAUUUCUAUGCUUAGCUGGUUUUGGUAACUUACCUGGUGACAUGGCUUUCUGGGACUAUGUGGACAAAAAAAAAAUUGGAACAACUAAGGCUGAAUGGUCUGUAACAAGCGAGUGGUCCCCAGAUGGGUGCUAUUUCAUGACUGCCACAACAGCUCCAAGACUACAAGUUGACAAUGGGAUUAAAAUUUUCCACCACAAUGGAUCACUAUACUUCAAAAAGAUGUUCGAUAAAUUGUACGAGGUUGAGUGGAAACCAGAAUCACCAGAUAGAUUUGGUGAAAUUGCAGAACUAAUCAAGUCUGUUGAUUCAUUAAAAGUCACAGAAACCAAAUCUCAAGGACAAGGUGCAGCCUCCAAGAAAACUGCCCCUGCUCAGAAACCUGCUGCUUAUCGCCCUCCACAAGCUAAAGCUGCUGCUGCUGUUCAGGCAGAGUUGUUUGGAGGAAGCUCCACUGAACAAAUGAGCAAGAAUGCGCUGAAGAACAAGAAAAAAAGAGAGAAACAAAGGGAGAAGAAGGCCGCUGAGGCUGGCACAACUGCUGAGGGUUCAUGAUAGAAUACAAGAUUGCUGCUGGACCAUUUUCAAACUGCGUACUGAAGAUUGGAUGUUGAUUCCUGCAGAAUUGACACUGGACCACAUUUAAACGCAGUAUUGUUCCUAACUAGAAAUUUAGGCCUAUGAAAGAAUAUGAGGUGGUCAAAUAGAAGCAUACACAUGCAAGCACAUGCCUUUUUAUUUGAAAUUUUGUUGGAUGAUUUAUGUAUUAACGCAAAGGGUUUUGAGCUGCUCGUUGAGAUUUGUAACGGUAUGAUAACAUUGUUAGCAUUUUGCCAUGUUGUCGCUAGUCGAUAGAUGUUUUGGAACAUGUUAGAGGCAGAUGCGUUUGUCAUCAUCGUCAUUCAUUGACAAUUUGUAGUUUUAUAUAUGCAAGAGAAUGAUGUGUGUUCUA